AUGAACAGCACUUCCAAUUCUGAUGACAACCGUUCAGAGGAGCAGCGUGGAUAUGCAAUUUACUCAGUUGGGUUAUCUCUUGCGGUUAUCCUAGUGAUCACUGCCAUAACUCUCAUUUCUUAUUACUGUAGCCGUAGAAGCUUGCAAAACAGUCAAGUAAGUGCUACUGCCAACACCAGUGUGGAGCUAGAUUCUGCCUUAACUAUACAAGUUCAUCAAGGAGAAGCUGUUGUGAACAGUUAUCCAGUGCUAUUGUAUUCCCAGGCCAAGCAGCAUAAGCCUGAUACAGAAACAGUAACAUCAUCGUGCUGCUCAAUAUGUUUGGCAGAUUACAAGGAUUCAGACUGGUUGAAACUUCUACCUGAUUGUGGUCACUUGUUUCAUAGAGAUUGCAUUGAUAGGUGGUUGCAGGUAAACCUCUCAUGCCCCAUGUGUCGAAAUUCGCCACUCCCUACUCCUCUUGCUCAAGUUCCCUUGGCAACAAGACAUGAUUAG
Abrus precatorius (Indian licorice) is the source of this 495-nucleotide messenger RNA. RefSeq names its product RING-H2 finger protein ATL70-like. Bases 1 to 495 code for a protein of 164 amino acids. The transcript has a single exon. The record is from RefSeq and is a predicted model, not a curated record. Lineage: Eukaryota; Viridiplantae; Streptophyta; Magnoliopsida; Fabales; Fabaceae.